This is a messenger RNA of Vanessa tameamea, 1031 nucleotides long. RefSeq names its product class E basic helix-loop-helix protein 22-like. The transcript is spliced from 4 exons. The record is from RefSeq and is a predicted model, not a curated record. Gene Ontology annotation, molecular function: protein dimerization activity; DNA-binding transcription factor activity, RNA polymerase II-specific; E-box binding. The coding region runs from base 259 to 840 and encodes 193 amino acids. Lineage: Eukaryota; Metazoa; Arthropoda; Insecta; Lepidoptera; Nymphalidae. Gene Ontology annotation, cellular component: nucleus. Gene Ontology annotation, biological process: axon development; sensory organ development; positive regulation of transcription by RNA polymerase II.
ACGCGCUCAAAUAAAUCACAUUCGCAUCUCCGAACAAUGCCGCGAGAUCAGAGGGGUGCGCACCCCAGCUGCGUGCCCCGAUCGAUCUGUGGACCGCUCCAACUUCUCGCUGCAAAGCUUCACUGUCUGUCAACUCCGUUCCAACUUCAAACGUCCGUCAAAAACAAAUUAAAAAAAUAAACGUUAUGUAUUAAUUGAAACUGGCCAGUAACGUAGAUAUAUUUUGUGUUUAGUGUUAUGUGUUAGUAUUUUUUUAUAAUGGAGGGGCGGAGGACUUGGGAUGAAGUGCCGCUGGGCGAGUCGCACUCUCCUCCACAGUCGGUGCCGGGGCGACGGACGCCGUUGGGUGCUGUUGGCCUCGGUGGCUUCUAUAUGCAAGGAGGCCAGCCUCCGCCUCAGCAGCAUUGCUAUCCCACCGAUGAAAACCAACCGGAACCAGGAACGAGCUACGCUCAAAGGCCACUUGGAGAAGGUAAAUCGAAACAGAAGAUAAGACAAGGAAAAAAUGUGAGACUGAAUAUCAACGCAAGGGAACGGAGGAGGAUGCACGAUUUAAAUGAUGCGCUCGAUGAAUUGCGUAGCGUCAUCCCCUAUGCACACUCGCCAUCCGUUCGAAAGCUUUCCAAAAUAGCAACACUGCUUCUUGCCAAAAACUACAUCCUAAUGCAGGCCAGCGCGCUUGAAGAGUUGCGCAGGUUGGUAGCUUAUCUCCAAGGGACGGCAACAGCCGCUGGCUUCGUUCCACCGCCAGGAUUCGACUUGACCACUCUCCCUGCAGCUGCGAAACUUUUACAGCCUCCCAAUACUGGGCCUCCCGCUCCUCCAGAUCCACCCUCUUGAGACCUAAUCGUUAAAUAUGAACCAUAGAAUAAUUCCUUCUAGAUAUUAUAAUUCUAAAACUAUUAAAUUAAACAUUACGAAGUCCGUAUUACAAGAGUCACAUAAAUAUUGGAGAGUAAAAUAGUGCAUAAAAGUGUUUUUAUUAUAUAUUUUUUAAUGAAAAUAUUUUAUUAAGCAUUUUAAAAAUAGCA